This is a messenger RNA of Anopheles aquasalis, 676 nucleotides long. Its product is annotated as zinc finger protein 706-like. Lineage: Eukaryota; Metazoa; Arthropoda; Insecta; Diptera; Culicidae. The record is from RefSeq and is a predicted model, not a curated record.
CAACCCUUUGCCUCCUCGUCGUCCAAAACGCAAUCAUCACACAAAGCAACGAGACGUGUUUUCCGAGGACUUUUGUAGUAAAAAGAAAUUGUAGAUUCGCAGCAAGGUAACGAUGGCUCGUGGACACCAGAAGAUCCAGUCACAGCAGAAGGCGCAGGAGAAGCAAGCCAAGAUGAAAAAACAGCAGGGCCACGGACUCAGCGAUCAGAUGAAGGCAGCCCAGAAGGCGCUUGUGUUCUCGUGCGCGGUCUGCAAAUCGCAGAUGCCCGAUCCGAAGACGUACAAACAACACUUUGAGAACAAACACCCGAAGAACGAGCUACCGGCCGAGCUGAAGGAUGUCUAGAACGAGAGGAACGCAACGCAUGAGCUGGACGACAGGGCUCCGAUGUACGUUCCGAAGCCCGUCGGCCGAGAGGUUCGAUUCCAUGAAUCGCUUCGAAUUGCCGGAGACGCGCGUAGAUUUACGUUACUUGAGAUUCGCUGCCCAACAACAGCUGCCUACUGGUACUUAGUUAAUUGCAAACGGACGUGUUGGAGUUCUUACCAUUUUUCUUUGUCCUACAAAUUCAGUGUAAAUAGUUGGAUGUUUCGAAGUCGGAGAGAGUUCUUGCGCCAUCCAAUUCCUAUACGACCAGCAUGAGUAUUAAAUAAAGUAUACCAGCAUGCGCCGGAA